AUGACCACGCAGGAUGAGAGCGACGACGAGCCUCGGCGCGGGCAUAACGACUGUCGCAACAGCCCUGCUAGCAAGCUCGAGCGCGCUUUUCGCUCGAUCCUGCAGAGCAUCGCCGACGACACCAAGGACAUUGCGCUCGGCGCGCGGCUCGGACCCGACUGUCAAGCCAAGGUCGAGGUUGACGGCGUCGGGCGCAUUGCGCUGCCGCUGUGCCCAGAGCAAGUCGCGACUGUCCGGUCGUCGCUUUCAGCACCGUCUCGUCCCGGUCAUGCCCUCGUGGUCGAUGGAUCGCGCGUGCAGACGUCGCCGUCGUGGCCAGGCACGAUCGGCCUCUUGGCGACAAAGGCGUGCACAUCCCUCGGGCUUCGCUUCGACGUUGAGACGCAAUUCAAGGGCCUCGUCAUCCAAGCAGCGGGCGAUGCACCCGCGCCAUUGGACACGCCUCUCGGCCACUGCGCCACGCUGGUUGUGCAGCUGCCCGCCAUCCAUUCAGGCGGCGGCCUCCAUGUCGCUUCGGGUGACCGGACGGCGCAGCUGGUGUUUGACGGCCCCGACACGGCCGACGAAAGCUACUACACGGUGGUCCUUCGCCAAGCAACGUGCGACGAGGCGCCUAUCACGUCCGGGCACAAGCUGUCGCUUGUCUAUCACAUUGUCCGAGCGGGCAACGUUGUGACGCCGACGACCGAGGUGCUUGUGACGCAGGCGCGUGCGGCCGUCGCCACGUGGGCACCGCGUACACCGGAGAAGCUCGUGUUUCCGCUCGAUUUCGACUACGAUUUCGAGUCCGAGACGGCGUCGUUUGCGCUGCUCCAAGGUCGGGACAAGGCGCUGGCCGACUUGCUCGUGGCGACCGACGCCGUCGACCUGCACCUUGCCACCGUCGUGCAAAGCGUCCUCGGCGAGGCGACCAACGUCAAGCCGCCGCGCCGUCUGUUUAACCCUCGCUCGUGGGGGUUAAAGCGCCGGCGGUACGAAUCCGACUCGGACGACUCGGAGGACGACGGCGAGAACGCGAUCAUGGACGACAUUUUUGAAACCUCGUACGACAUGACCCACUGGAUCAACGAACGCAACGAGCGCGCCUCGUUGGAGCUCGAUCUCGAGCCCGAGACGGAAGUCGUCCUCUGCGAUGUCCAAGGCGACAUGUUUGCCGGGAAGGAGCCGGUUGAACGCGACUAUAUGGGCUGGCAAGGCUUUGAUCAACCCAACUUGACCGAGACGUUCGAGUGUGCCGUGCUCGUGGCCUGGCCGCGCUCGCAAACGCUCUCGAUUGCAGGUCCACGUGCCGUGCUGUCGCGCGCGCAAUCGCAAGUCGCAGCGAGCGAUACCAUUGGUGCCCGGGCGACGCUUGAUCUACUGACAGAGUCACCGCUCUUGACUGCCGACCUCACGACAGCCCUCCGCAUGGCGACGACCCUUGGCGCCGACGACAAGGCCACGACCUUGGUUCGUAUGUGGGCGCCGACAGCGCCCAGAGGCUCUGUUGACUACGCCGUCUUGGUCGAUGCACUUGGCGCGAUGUUUGCGGCGUUUCCGCAGCUUGCAACGAUGCUUCUCCCCGUGGUGUUGCCGACACUCUGUGGUGACAGCGCGAUUGCCCUUGCUGUCGCCUGCCCUCACGACCUUGACGUCAUUUUGUCGUCGAUCUCGGGUUCGUUUUCGUUUUCGGGUUUCCGAAUGCUCGAUACGAUCGUCGUUGCGGACCCCUCGCGACGGGAAGCCGCGCGCCUCGUCCAGCUCUUUCAACCCAAAGCCCACGCAUUUUCCGACCAUGUUGACGCCGCCAAUGACGCGCUCUCAAGCCCGUCAGUCGCCUCGACGACGAUCCUCACAAGCCUUCCCGACAUCAACCUGGCGGUGGCCAAUGCGAUCGUGGCCGCCACGACGUCGGUGCACGAUGCGCUCUUGCCAAAGGUACUGGCCGGCGCUCGCCACUGCGCGACGACCAAUGCCUACCGCUGUCUUGCCUACCACCGCCUGUCGUUGCUGCCAGUGGACGGGACGCCGCCGCCGGUGCCGACGCAUGUCCAGUCGCAGGCGACAAUGCCGUCGCACCCCCACGUGCAGGCUUUUCUACGCGGGCCGGCGCCGACGAUGCAGGUGCGCGGAUUCACAGGCAUUCGCCAAGCGCGCGAGUUUGCCGCCGCAUGGUUCCGCACGGAUGGCAAGUACGACGCGCGUUCCCACGCGAGUGCGCUCCCGGUGGUCUCGGGCGCCGGCAAGACCUCGCUCGUGACGCUCACCAAGACGACGGACUACUUCAACGCGGUCGUUGCCAGCUGGGCGACCCAGCGCGACGAAGCCAUCGCACUCCGAUCGCUGCUGCGGGCAUCGUAG
Messenger RNA from Saprolegnia diclina VS20, 2340 nucleotides. RefSeq lists its product as hypothetical. The record is from RefSeq and is a predicted model, not a curated record. Bases 1 to 2340 code for a protein of 779 amino acids. The transcript is spliced from 2 exons. NCBI's taxonomy places the organism in Eukaryota, Oomycota, Saprolegniomycetes, Saprolegniales, Saprolegniaceae.